Daucus carota subsp. sativus is the source of this 1221-nucleotide messenger RNA. RefSeq names its product auxin-responsive protein IAA16. Gene Ontology annotation, biological process: regulation of DNA-templated transcription. The transcript has 5 exons. The coding region runs from base 211 to 993 and encodes 260 amino acids. Gene Ontology annotation, cellular component: nucleus. Gene Ontology annotation, molecular function: protein binding. The record is from RefSeq and is a predicted model, not a curated record. Lineage: Eukaryota; Viridiplantae; Streptophyta; Magnoliopsida; Apiales; Apiaceae.
GUAUGUAUCUAUUUCAGCAUAUAAGUUAGCCUGAAUAAUACUACUAUUAAACAUAUAUGGUACUGUGAUCACUUUGUCUCACCUUCUAAAAGAAAACACCAAGUACUCCACACAUCAACAACAAACAAAAGCAAGUACUCAAGAGAAAUAUAUAGCUAGCCAUCAUACAUCAGAACAAGAAAAUAAUUGUGUGAUAUUUAUUUUGAUAUCAUGGAAGUUGUGAGCCUUCUAGGGGAGAUGAAGGGGAAGAUGAACUUCGAGGAGACCGAGCUCCGGCUCGGCCUCCCCGGAAAUAUCAGCAAACUGAAGAGCAAUAUUGUCAAUUCUGGUGCAACAAAUGUUAAUGGGAAAAGAGGUUUUGCUGAGGCUGCAAAUGUGGAUUUGAAGCUGAAUCUUGUUUCGUCGAAAGGUGAUGGUGAGAUUGUGGAUCAGGCUGCAGAGUCUGAGGAGAUCAAGAAUCUUCUUGGUGGUGCUGGCUCUACUGAUUCAGUUGUGAAGCCUCCAGCCAAGGCACAAGUUGUGGGCUGGCCUCCAGUGCGAUCAUCAUACCGAAAGAACAUCAUCUCACUCCAGAAAGCAGCCACCAAAAAGGGUGAUGAGGAGAAUGAGAAAGUGAUGAGCAGUCCCAUGGGCGCCACCUUUGUGAAGGUGAGCCUAGAUGGUGCACCUUAUCUUCGAAAAGUGGAUCUCAAGAUGUACAAGAGUUAUCAAGAACUCUCUGAUGCCUUAGGCAACAUGUUCAACUCUUUCACUAUCGGUAAUUGUGGGAGCCAAGGGAUGAUGGAUUUCAUGAACGAGAGCAGGCUGAUGGAUUUGCUCAAUAACUCUGAUUAUGUUCCUACUUAUGAAGACAAGGAUGGUGAUUGGAUGCUCGUGGGCGAUGUCCCUUGGGAGAUGUUUGUGGGUUCUUGCAAGCGCUUGCGCAUAAUGAAAGGAGCCGAAGCAAUAGGCCUUGCACCAAGAGCCAUGGAGAAAUGCAAGAACAGAACCUAAACGUCUACAGCAAGCGCAGGGAUAAUGGACACUUCAGGUUGUUACUUAUGUAUUUCAGCACUAUAUAUGGUUUGUAAUAUCGUAAUUAAUUAGCGUGAGAUUGAACUAAGUAAAAUAAUAUUGGAUUUCAUGUCAGCUUGUCUCGGUCAAACUCGAACGUACAUCAUUGUGGUUUGCUUAAUAAUGUUCAUCAAAAUAUCCCCUUGCUUGAAUGAAUAUUUUUCUAUA